Mycetomoellerius zeteki is the source of this 1608-nucleotide messenger RNA. Its product is annotated as zinc finger CCHC domain-containing protein 24. The record is from RefSeq and is a predicted model, not a curated record. The transcript has 4 exons. NCBI's taxonomy places the organism in Eukaryota, Metazoa, Arthropoda, Insecta, Hymenoptera, Formicidae. The coding region runs from base 167 to 898 and encodes 243 amino acids. Gene Ontology annotation, molecular function: zinc ion binding; nucleic acid binding.
GAAAAUUAAUGAGGAGAUAAUUUUCGAUGAAUUAAAUGGAAAGAACGUCGCUCGGAUUCAAGGACAAGGAAAUGAUAAACGAUUACCGAAGAAAAUUGUCGUCGAGAGCACGAGACGACGACGACAUCCGGAACCGAUAAACUUACCGAGCCGAUUAGAUAAAAAUAUGGCCGCUUGUCAUUCGACACCUGCGGUGCAACGUCUGCAGUUGCAGGACUCAACUCGAAUUGGUUAUGGUGCAAUCAACAACAUAAGUGCUUCGAGUCAAAAGACUCUUCAGCAAUCGACCUACCCGCCUCUACUCAAUUGGUUCUACCUGGCCAUUACUGAACAAAAUCCGUCGCAAUCAUCUGAUCAGAGCAAGCUACUUCCUACAAUUUGGAGCAAUUUUCCUGGUACGACGUCACAGACUUAUCCACAUCAAAACGCGUUGAAUCCGUCCGGACCCGUCAGACCCAUGAGAGAUAGCGGGACAGAAAGUAUCGCGGAUUUAGCGGUACACUUUAACGAGUUAGUAGUAGGCGACCGGAAACCGGCGAAGAAACCGCCGUCAACGUACCUGUGUCAUUUGUGCUUCAAGAAAGGACAUUACAUCAAGGAUUGCCCGCAGGCACGACCGAAGGGCGAGGGCCUGACGCCGUAUCAGGGCAAGAAGCGGUGCUUCGGGGAAUACAAAUGUCCCAAGUGCAAGCGCAAAUGGAUGUCGGGCAACAGCUGGGCCAAUAUGGGCCAGGAAUGCAUUAAGUGUCACAUAAACGUGUAUCCUCACAAACAGAGGCCGUUGGAAAAACCCGAUGGUUUAGACGUGUCCGACCAGAGCAAGGUACAUCCCCAACAUCUCUGCGAGAAAUGUAAGACGUUGGGCUAUUAUUGCAGACGCAGCGCUAUAAUAACUUAACGAAUUCCGUCCAAUUCAUCUCGCUGAUCCAAUUAAUUGCAAGAGAGGGAGGGUUUAAUGAUGAACUGAUGAAACAGCUCGAUACACUUGAACGCAUCGAUACGCAUCGAUGUGAAUCUUAUAGAUAGAGCGUCCAUUUCAGUUCGCAGGAUUAAAUAGAGAGAGUAAAAGAGAAAUAAAAUGAUAUAUUUUUAUGUAUUUUUACAAUUAGAAUUUUUUUAUCGCAUGGUUUUUGACGACCAAAGACGCGGCGUUCAAUCGCAGCUUUAUAUUUAUAAUAUAUAUUGAACAAUAUAUUAUCUACACGGACAUAAAAUGCACACUCAAGUGAGCAAUAAAUUUUUUGUUUUUUAAUAUUAUUUUGAUAAUCAAGUAUUCACGCGGAAAAAGGCGUGUGUUGUUCGAGUAAAAAAAAUGAGGGCAUUGUUCUCAGGGAUAAACUGUUCUGAGACCCUAAGAGCUAAGAAUAAAUAUAGAGAUCCUCAAGAAAAGGAGGUACCUCUAAAGAAAAAUAAGGGGAAAAACGACGGAAGAAAGAAAUAUUUCAAAUGAAUGUUCGUAGUAUUUACAGUAAUGUCGAGUUGCGUUAAAAUGCAGCAUCGACACGCAAUCCCUGCGCAAUCAAUAUUGUUUCACAAUAUUGCGCAAUAAUAUAUUGAUUAAUGUUUAUAUUGAUAUCAAUGUUACAUCUACAGUCAGUAUUAUAUACA